This is a messenger RNA of Hippocampus zosterae (dwarf seahorse), 1303 nucleotides long. It is a transcript of the gene mterf4, whose product is annotated as mitochondrial transcription termination factor 4. The record is from RefSeq and is a predicted model, not a curated record. Lineage: Eukaryota; Metazoa; Chordata; Actinopteri; Syngnathiformes; Syngnathidae. Bases 146 to 1207 code for a protein of 353 amino acids. Gene Ontology annotation, biological process: regulation of DNA-templated transcription. Gene Ontology annotation, molecular function: double-stranded DNA binding. The transcript has 4 exons.
CAGCAGAACGCAAACCUCCACUGAGAGUUAACAAUUCAUUUUUAAUACGUGUAUAAAAAUAAGAAAAUAAUUGUUGAAAUGUGAGGCGGAACUAUAUUUCACCGUCACCGUUGAUGCACGGACUUAUUUAGGAGAGAGACGAAACAUGACCGCUCGUUUUGCCAUAUAUCGGGUCCUGUGCCAUGUGACAAACACCACCACAUCCAUAUUCAGUCCGCUUCAGUCAAGUAGAUGCUUGCAGCGUUCCUGUACGCAGUGGAGAUUGCUUUGUUCUCCGAGCAGAAACCUGCUGCCAAAUGUUGCCAACAACGACCCAGCAUCCCCGCAGAGGCACAUCGUUCCAGAAUUGUCCCUCCCCUGUCUGCUUGACAUGGGCUUCACGCAAACACAGGCUGAGCAAAUCUGUGAAUUUGUGUGCAAAGCCAGUGGUGGGAAUGCCACCAAGCACUGUCUGUCAAUACUCACGGUUCUCUUCAUGUUGGGCCUCAACCCCUCCAGCGUGAUGAAAGUAUUGACUAAAUGUCCCACUAUUUACACCAUCAAGGAGUCACUUCUCCAGGAGCGGAUAGGCAAUCUACGCAAACUCGGUUUAGUCGAAGGCAGUCUGCAGCGGGUGGUGGUGCACUACCCUGCCAUCCUGACGUUGCCGGUGAAGAAGAUAAAACACGUGACCAUGUUCCUCAGGGAGAAGUGUCUGUUUACCGUCCAGCAGGUCACCCAGAUCCUCAGAGACAGUCCGGCCAUCGUGCAUGAAGACCUGGCUCAGCUGGAGUACAAGUUUCAGUACGUCUACUUCCGAAUGGGCAUCAAACAAGCCGAGAUGGUGAAGCACAGGUUGUUUCGUUCCACGCUGGAGGAGCUGCGCGUGCGCCACACUUUCCUGGAGCGCAGAGGCUUAUACCAAACCCCCGACAAGAAAGGGCAGACCGUCAUCGCCAACCCGAAACUGGAUAGCGUCCUCAACAUGGACCUGGAUACCUUCCUGCUGGCGCACGCCGCCAACGCGUCAGUCGAGGAGUAUGACGUCUUUCGGAGACUGCUGGCCAGAGAGUGGACGCAAGAGGAGCGUCACCACGGCGACCGCCAAGCGGAGAUGGAGGACAGUGAUGAUGAUGAGGAUGAGGAGGAGGAGGAAGAGGAGGAUGAGAUGGAAGGCAAGGAAAGCUACAGAAGGAAGAGGAAAAAAAAUAAAAGUAGUGACACAUGAAUGAGAGAACUACAAAGAAGACUCCAUUGUACAGUCCGGACAAUCACAUCAAAGUGUUCACACUGACGAUGUGAUUAAACAUGACAAGGGGCUGGA